Empidonax traillii (willow flycatcher) is the source of this 2343-nucleotide messenger RNA. RefSeq names its product LEM domain containing 3 (gene LEMD3). NCBI's taxonomy places the organism in Eukaryota, Metazoa, Chordata, Aves, Passeriformes, Tyrannidae. The transcript has 11 exons. Gene Ontology annotation, molecular function: chromatin DNA binding. The coding region runs from base 313 to 1470 and encodes 385 amino acids. Gene Ontology annotation, biological process: nuclear envelope organization; negative regulation of BMP signaling pathway. Gene Ontology annotation, cellular component: nuclear inner membrane. The record is from RefSeq and is a predicted model, not a curated record.
UCAGUAGUAUCAAAAAUAACCUUUUGAUCUCUUGGUUUUGACUGGCAGAUCCAUUGGAGUCCAAGCUGCAGUCUAGUUUAGUUUCAGUCAAGACCUGAAAAUUCAAUGUAGUGAAUACUUAGAUCAAAAUCCAUUGCCUGCAUCAUUGCUGAUGUGUGAAACGUUAUAGCUUUCUACCUGUAUGUGUAAAACCCAUUUUUUUCCUUAUGGUAUAUAGGGAUUGUUGGGGUAAAGGGAAAAAAGUGCAUCUCUACUACUGUUUGUUUUAACAUAAAUAUGCUUUUCUAAUUCUAGGAAGAUGAAAGAAGCCUCAUGAAGAGCUUGUAUGCCCUUCAUGACAAAUUGGCUCAAGUAGCAGGGGAACAUGAAUGUGGCAGCUCUAUUCAAAGAAACCUUACCGUCCAGGAGGCAGCUGCAUAUUUAAAAAAUUUAGAUCGAAAAUAUGAAAGUGUACUUAACAAAACAUUGCACUGGAUCUUGAAUAGUGGGGAAGAUGUUGGCAUAAAGUGUCUCAGCAAUGACCCUAAUGAGAUGAAUGUCACCAAUGUGACAGAUGUGAAGUAUCUGGAAUCCACUAGUCCAAAGAUGUCUUUCAGGUGUCGUUUUCGCCGUGCGUUUGUUAAUGUAACUCACAGAUUAUCAAUAUUGCUCCUGGGUAUAGGAAUGGUUUGGGGAGUCUUACACUACAUGAAGUACCGUUGGGCAAAAGAGGAAGAAGAAACAAAGCAGAUGUAUGAUAUGGUGGUAAAAAUCAUAGAUGUUCUAAGAAGCCACAGUGAGGCAUGUUCAGAAAAUAAAGAGCUGCAGCCUUACAUGCCAAUUUUACAUGUGCGUGAUUCUCUAAUACCUCCUCAGGACAGGAGGAAAAUGAAUAAAGUUUGGAAUAGAGCCGUUGAGUUUCUUGCAGCAAAUGAAUCUAGAAUUCGCACAGAGACACGAAGAAUAGGUGGUGCCGAGUUCUUGGUUUGGAAGUGGAUGCAACCUUCUGCAGCAUGUGACAAAAUUUUAGUAAUACCAUCGAAAGUGUGGCAAGGCCAAGCAUUUCAUCUAGAUAGAAGAAAUUCACCACCGAACAGCUUGACACCAUGUCUGAAGAUUCGCAAUAUGUUUGAUCCAGUUAUGGAAAUAGGUGAUCACUGGCAUCUAGCAAUUCAAGAAGCAAUCUUGGAGAAAUGCAGUGAUAAUGAUGGAAUUGUUCAUAUUGCUGUUGACAAAAAUUCACGUGAGGGCUGUGUAUAUGUCAAGUGUCUCUCUCCGGAGUAUGCUGGAAAGGCUUUCAAGGCAUUACAUGGAUCUUGGUUUGAUGGAAAGCUGGUAACAGUAAAAUAUCUGCGACUAGAUCGGUAUCAUCAUCGUUUUCCCCAGGCUCUUACUUGUAACACUCCACUGAAGCCAUCAAACAAACACAUGAACUCUAUGUCACAUCUGCGUCUUCGAACAGGCACAACUAAUUCUCAGGGAAGUUCCUGAGAAGACUUUCUACAACUGCUAGGACUGUUACUUGCAACAGGAAUUUUCCUGUUUGGCUGCCGUCUUCCUUUUUUAGUGCUUUUUGUAUGUAAUACUUCAAUGAAUUAAAUAAAAGUUUGAACGUUCCAGAAAUCUUGUUUCCAAAGGGACUUAGCAAUGAGGCAGUAACACUGAGCUGACAAAAGAGAAAAAGAAAAAAGUUGCUUCACAGAGUUUUCCGGGGCUAUAGUAAACCAAUGCAUUUAAGUUUUGCAUGAGGACUACCGAAUUCAUUAUACAUUUGCAGAUGUGGUGACUGUAUUUUUGCACCAAGAAGUGUUUUUGAUAAUACAAAAGCAUGGAGAAAAGAAGACUUCCUGUAUUCCCAUAGUCUCCUGUGAAAUAAUCUUGUGGGUAUUUUGUAACAACCUACAGUUCCUGAUGGUGAAUAAGUUAAAAAAAAAAAAAAAUUCAGUCAACAUUAGUUUUUUGUUGCUGUAUAAGAAUCUUCUUCUGCAGCUGGGGUAUGGGGAAAGUGAGUUUGGCAUAAGUGGUUGCAUAUAAUUAUGAGGGAAAACAAACUGAAUGUGGAUGUACGGGGUUUUGUAUAUAAAUGUAAAUGCUGGUGGUGGCAAAAAUGGUUGUGUUCUGUGAGGAUGUCUGCAUCGAAGCAGCAAAUAAGCUUCCUAUUUUAUUCAAAACCUAAUGUUUUAUAUUAUUUUGGCUGUACCAUGACAAGAGGCCAAAUACCUAAAAGUGUUGGAUACAGGUAAAAUAUCUUUUAUAGGUUUUUUAUUAAAAUGCCUGACUGAUUUUAUGUGAAAGGUCUGAUACCAAUUGUAAUGAAUUCAAAUUUGUGAGCAAUAAAGAAGCAAUUGGCAGAUACUGGAAAAA